AUGUCCUUGAAAAAACUUAUCAAUUCUUUUUCAAGAACAAAGACGACAACAUCUUCCAGAUCUCACAGCGAUUUCUCUUUAAAGAACGGGGGAUUAAUGGUGGAAGAACUGAUCCGGAUUUCAAACGGAGAUUACAAUCCUUUUUGUAUAUUCUCAGCUCGUGAGCUAGAGCAAGCAACCAAUGACUAUGAUCAAGAUCUUGUCUUACCUCUUGACACCAACUACAGAUUGUUUCAGGGAGUUCUUGAAAACAGGGGUACGGUGUUAAUCAAGAAGAUGAUAGAGAAAGAGAUCCAAAGGGAAAUCGCAAUUUCAGCAUACGUCAGCGCGAAUAGUAACCUGGUAAAGCUCCUGGGCUGUUGCUUAGAGACCAAGGUACCAAUGCUUGUCUUUGAAUACGUACCAGAGAACCUCUCUACCUACUUGCAGGGAGAGAAAGUGACUCUGCCAUGGCGAUAUCGGAUUCGUAUCGCUGCUCAGGUCGCGGCUGCGAUUGUCUAUCUCCAUGUCGGGAAAUCUAGACCUCUGAUUCACAGACACGUGAAGAUAAGUAACAUUUUACUGGACGCUAACUUAAACGCCAAGCUAUUUGAUUUCGGACUAUCCCUAGAAAUUCCAUCAGGUGAGACCUAUGUAGAAGCAUUGGUUGAAGGAACAAUAGGGUUCAUAGCUCCAGAAUCAGUAUAUACAUGCAAAUUCAACGAGAAGACAGAUGUUUUUGCAUUUGGUGCUACGUUUAUCGAGAUUCUAACUGGAAGAGAGCCUGUUGAUGUGUUCAUUGAAGCCUCUGGUGACCAGUUAAUUCCUAACCUUACUCCAGUUGCAAAGUCUUCUCUCAUGUCUGUCUCUUUACCCACAAAAAGAGAGCUUUUGCUGUUCUUGAAGGCGAAUCUUAUAAAGGAUGGGACGCAAAAUGCUUUAAAGUCAAGCGCAGAGCUCGCUGCAAGCUGUGUGGAUGUAUUGCCAGCGAGGAGGCCAACGAUUGAAGAAGUGGCUAAGGAGCUGAGAAAGAUUCAGAACAUGUAA
Molecule: messenger RNA, 1026 nt
Organism: Eutrema salsugineum
Lineage: Eukaryota; Viridiplantae; Streptophyta; Magnoliopsida; Brassicales; Brassicaceae
Product: putative wall-associated receptor kinase-like 16
Exons: 2
Coding region: 1-1026 (341 amino acids)
Biological process (GO): protein phosphorylation; cell surface receptor signaling pathway
Cellular component (GO): plasma membrane
Molecular function (GO): protein serine/threonine kinase activity; ATP binding
Source: RefSeq, a predicted model, not a curated record